Messenger RNA from Hordeum vulgare subsp. vulgare (domesticated barley), 2046 nucleotides. Its product is annotated as splicing factor 3A subunit 2-like. NCBI's taxonomy places the organism in Eukaryota, Viridiplantae, Streptophyta, Magnoliopsida, Poales, Poaceae. The record is from RefSeq and is a predicted model, not a curated record. The coding region runs from base 837 to 1451 and encodes 204 amino acids. The transcript has 3 exons.
UUAAAAGCUGUGAGUAUUUGUCUCAUGUGUGCAAGAAUAACAAGAGAUAAGUAGGUUCUUCUUAUAUUCGGAAGAUCUCAGUAUUACGGAUUUGGCCCACAAAUGUUGUUUGGGUUGAUUUCAAAUGCCUUAUUUUCGUAGAAAUUCUAAUAUCUCCCGAAUCUCUUUCUUACACUCAUUCACAUAUGACCGAUGCACUGUUCUAGUGCUCUUUCUUGGGCAACUUUUAUGGGUUUUACAGUGUUCUGUGAUGUACGCGUGUACCUGACUACCUGUCAAAUUCCUAUAUUUUCAUUUCAUACGCAUGUGUUCUCUCCACUUGCCAUCCAGAGAGGCCCUGGCCGUUCAUUUCAAUAGUGUGAACCUCAUCCUCCGUUUGUCAAAUCCAUGCAUUUUCACAUGCACCUUUUUCAGACUGAGACGACUCUAUGUCUCUAUGCGCACUGCAUUGACCCAGCCAGCGGCACAGCAACUUGCCCGAAGAAUGGCCGCUUCAAAGUCUGCACGCGCUGCCAUGACCAGACCAGCAACUUGCCUGCAGAAUGUCAAUGGUACGGGCGUAGGGCAUACCUGCACGGUAUGAACGAAUGUCAAUGGUGCAUCUAGUAGUAACCGGCUAGUGGCAGAGUAGAUAAGAGUGUUUGAACACAUGCCUUCCACUUGAUGAACACAAGUGUGCAUGCAUGGCUGGGUGCGCGCGCGUACAUACGUGAGAUACGGAAGUCCUCUCUGGAACGCAUAUAUAAACAUACAAAUCCCGGGGCCAGCCGGCCAGGAGGCAUUCCUCAAGCCUCAUCCAUCAAGCCCUGCCCUGCCAAGCUAGCUAGCUAGAGAGGAUGGCGCUUGCUCCCCGGUCGUCUCUGCGCUCCCUGAUGCCGCUCAUGUCCCACGGGAAGCCACGGCUGAGCUCUUUCUUCUCCUCCUCCGCCGUCGCCACGGGUGUUCCGCCGGCUGCCCCAGGAGCCAUUGAUACUCCUCCGGCCGUCCAGCCCCCAGCUCCGCCAGGCCGUUCAUGCCCCAAGCUCCCUGUCGAGGAGUUUGUUCAUCACCCGAUCCCUGGGGGUCCACGUUCGCGUCCACGUAAGGCUUGUCUGAACGCCCCACAAGAUCCUAGUCGUGCAUACCCAGCUCCUGAUCAUGGUUCACGUAGGACAUGUGAACCUGUGUCUGAUGGCAUCUUCGAAGAUCCUCGACACCCAGUUCCUGAUCCAUCAACUAUGGCCGUAACCAACGAGCCUGCGCGGUGCACCCGGGAGCAUCCCAAGUACCCAAUUCCCGACAGUUCAAGCGACAAGGUCUCCUUCUGCUCCUCCGCUGUCCCCCCACAGGCUGCAGGAACUUACAGUACUCCGUCUGCCCCCGACGUUCAGCCUCCAGCUCUGCCAGAUCGGUCAAGCCGCAAGCUCCCUGUUCCCGAAGAGGCUGUUAUUCACCCAGUUCCUGAUCCAUGACGUAAAAGUCUUAGCCCCGUAAUAGAAGAGCCUGCCCAGUGCACCCUGGACAACCCCAAGUACCCAACUCCUGAUCAUGGUUCAGCCAGCCCAUCUGAACGUGUAUCUGAGGGCUUGUUAGACGAUCCUCUACAUCCGGUGUGUGAUCCGCCACCACGUAGGCCAUAAUAGACGCAGUGCACCCAGGAGCAUCCAAGCCGAUACGAACGAGUAACAUCCAUGCAACCUAUUCCCUCCGUUUCUAAAUAUAAGUCUUUUAAGAGAUUUCACUAAGAGACUACAUUCGAAGUAAAAUGAAUGAUUCUAUGUUCUAAAAUAUGUAUAUAUACAUCCGUAUGCAGUCUCCUAAUGAAACCGCUAGAAAGACUUAUAUUUAGGAACGAAGGGAGUACUAAUAUUGUAUCGCGUACGAGAAAAUCUGGGCUGCUUUCCCUGGUUUCUGCCCAUACUGGGCUGUGUAUUGCCUCAUAAUUUUGUUGCGAUGGAUCCUCGUAUUGUGAGAUGAGAAAAAUAUCGGUGGUUACUGGCUAGUUACUGCUGCGAUUUUGUAAUCUCAAUACAUGCUGUUAAGGAAAAGAAUCAUGGUUGAGCCCCA